AUGGCCACUGGACAUUCGGCGACGCGACCCCAGAGGCGUUCCAGAGCCAAAGAUCCAGCCGAUCGGAAGAGGGCAGUCUAUGUUGAAGAAGCUUGUAUCUUCUGCAAGGGCCGCAAGAUCCGAUGUGAUGGAAAGUUGCCAUGUGGACCCUGCCAGCGAAGGUCCUUCGACUGUCGAUACACGAAACCUGUACACGGUGACGCUCCGUCGGCGAGCGAUGCGCCAGCGAGCGUAUCAGGAAGCCCUUCUUCGAGGACGUCCGAUUCUGCUCGACUUUCAGACUUGACGGAUAUCGUGGCCCGUCUGCAGAAGAAGAUUGCCCUUCUGGAACAGGGAGAUUCUGUUUCCGACCACGGAAUCGCCUCGACGAGUCCAAGUCGUGGCCAAGACGUCGUUGAUGUUGAGCAGCCAGCCUCUGCGCCAGGAUCGUCACCGGUCUUUGCGGGCCCGACCAGUGCAGAGUUCAGCUUCGGUGUCGCAAACGUCAUUCUAGAACGAGAAUCUGGCCAGAAGUCGAAACUAAACCCGGAGCUGGCCGUGGCGCCGAGCUCUCGUGAGAACGAGGAUUCAAUACCCCCCGCUCAAGCGGCGCUACCUCUACAUGGUCUUCGAUUGCAUGAUACGCUCCGGCUGAUUCAGGUGUACCGAGAAACGAUUGGCAUUUUGUAUCCCAUUGUCGAAGUUGACGCGAUGACGAGGACAGCCACCUCGGUGCUUUCUCCGGAAGACCCUUUCGGCGACCGGUCCACCACGUUGGAUGUCGCGCAGCUGAAGAUGAUACUGGCGAUUGCACUGCUAGGCGAGGGCGGAGGAUCAAGCCCGUUGGCGAAGAGCCUUCACGAGGACGUCAAGCAGGUCAUCUCGGACCAGACGAUGGCACUGACGUUCACGUUGGAAGGCCAGGCUCUCCUUCUUCUCACGGCAUUCUUCCACAUGAACCGGGACGACUCGAGGUUGGCCUCACGCUACGUGGUGAUUGCGUCGAGGAUCAUGAUUGAAUCUGGCCUCCACCUCAAGCAAAUCCGCCGCCGUCUUUUCCCUCACGCGGCAGAACAUUCGAGGCUUCUCGUGGUGCUCACGACCUGCAUGUAUCUCGAUAGACAACUCAACUUCAACGCCGGCCUGCCCCUGACGCUGAAAGACACAGACGUGGACAUUCCCGAGGAGGAAACGAUGCCGGCGUAUCUGAUGGCCAUGACCUCGUACAUGCGCAUGGGUCCUCGAGCCUGGGCCUCGGUGACAGAUGACCGCGGCAGGCUCAAAUAUCGCAUCAACAGUGAAGACUUCGAAUUCGUCGAGUUCCAAGUGCGCCGGUGGCAAGCCAAUUUGCCCGAGGACCUCCGCAUGGACGAUGGAUCCGAGCUGGCUUUUGCAGAUGCUCUGGACAACGGCACUCGAUCCCUGCGGUUUAUCCUGUACCUCCGAGCCAACCAGUUCAAGAUCGUCAUCAUGCGACCGAUACUGUUCUCGUCACAGACGUUCAAGGCGAACCUCGAACACGUCCGGCAGAUAAUCCACCUCGCGACCGACAACAUCGCGACCAUCUUGACCAUGAACGAGAGGUACGGGCUGUACGAGAAGCGACAACCACUUCUCAACCUGUUCCUCUCCUCUUCACUGUCCACGCUCUUUCUCAUCUGCGUCCAUCUCAUCUCCGACCCGCGGCCCGAGCUCGGCAGAGACGUGCAGGGUGGGAUCGACAGGGGUCUCGAGCUGUUACGACUCUACUCGUAUUGUCGGUCUUCGCAGCGCCUGUCCGACAAGUUCGCGACGCUCUUGCAACGACUGGGCUUUCCAGAGGUGGCACGGUCUCGUGUUGCGAAUGUCCCGCCGCCGCGGCAUACAGACUCGUCGCCCGACGUGGCGGGUGACACGGUCAUGGUGGGAGCCGACUCCUCCUCCACCUCUGCCUCGACGUCCUCGUUUGAAUUCUCGAGCUGGAACUGGUCCAACUUCUUACCCGGUGGGAGUCCAGCCGAAGUCUCCAAUGACGCCUUCCAGUUCACGGCCUCAAACAACCAGGGUUUCCCGUCUUUCUCCUAUCCGGAAUUGAAUCCGAUGCCCAUGAUACCCUACGGCACAGGUCAAUUCAACGACGAUCUGCUCUUGAAUUUUAUCACUGAUUUUUCCUAG
Molecule: messenger RNA, 2133 nt
Organism: Exophiala spinifera
Lineage: Eukaryota; Fungi; Ascomycota; Eurotiomycetes; Chaetothyriales; Herpotrichiellaceae
Exons: 4
Coding region: 1-2133 (710 amino acids)
Biological process (GO): regulation of DNA-templated transcription; DNA-templated transcription
Molecular function (GO): DNA-binding transcription factor activity, RNA polymerase II-specific; DNA binding; zinc ion binding
Source: RefSeq, a predicted model, not a curated record